Monopterus albus (swamp eel) is the source of this 4273-nucleotide messenger RNA. It is a transcript of the gene birc2, whose product is annotated as baculoviral IAP repeat containing 2. Gene Ontology annotation, cellular component: cytoplasm; nucleus. The record is from RefSeq and is a predicted model, not a curated record. Gene Ontology annotation, molecular function: cysteine-type endopeptidase inhibitor activity involved in apoptotic process; ubiquitin protein ligase activity. The transcript is spliced from 14 exons. NCBI's taxonomy places the organism in Eukaryota, Metazoa, Chordata, Actinopteri, Synbranchiformes, Synbranchidae. Bases 996 to 2888 code for a protein of 630 amino acids. Gene Ontology annotation, biological process: positive regulation of protein ubiquitination; negative regulation of necroptotic process; negative regulation of apoptotic process.
AAACCCAGUGCAAUAUAACUAACUACUGCAAAGGUUAAUUUCAUUUGAACCAUCUAAUCAUCUGACUUGACUUCAGUGAGGCUUUUAUGCGGCGGCGUUUGUGUGUCAUUUCAGGGACUUUCCGCUCGAGUCUGCUGAAAUACCAAAGGGUGCUGUGAGCACAAAGUGGCACUCCCUUACCAAAGGAGGAUAACAUUUUUCUUAUUUGGUUUUUACUUUUCAGUUAUGGAGCCUUAAACACCUACAAAAGGGAUGUCCGAAAUGGGGGGAGGGGUUUAAGAUCACAUAUCCCUUGGUCUGUGUGUGUGUGUGCGUGUGCUUGAGACCUUUACUUUAUGAUGUUUAUACACAUAAUCACACACUAUGUUUAAGUUUGACUGGGUAGAUAAUGUUUUAGACAUGUCUGUGCCAAGCAUACAAGAUACUAACAUGCACACUGGUAUUGGGUGAUAUGACCACAAUGUGAAAUUGUGGUUAGUGAUUUGAGGAUGCAUUUUAAUUACUUUUUAAAGUAGUCUAGCCAUUUUUACGUCACAGGGUGUGUUUUCUUUGCCAUGCAUCCGCUGGGACUGUAAUUAUUUCUUGGAAAAGAAAUAAUGAAGUUUGAGCAGUUAAAUGAUAGGUAGUACUCCACGAGGUGCAGGGAGUAUGUAUCCUGGUGUAACAUUUGUAUGUAGUGAAUAGGGUGUCUGAGGAAGAGGAAAUGACAGAUGUAUCCGUUGCUGAGUGAUACUUGUGUUUUUUUCUGUUUCUUUUUUCUGUUUCUCCCCCAUAAGAGUUCUUUAGUUUCAUGCUUAGGCAGCAUUCCUUUCAUUUCUGCUGUUUCAACCUGAGUGAAACCUUUCACUUCUUCUGCCCCCUUGUCUAUUUUACAAAUCUCUGUUUCAGUGUGACUGUGUGUCUGUGUGAGAGAGCGAGACCUCGGGUUUUUUCAAACCCCUCUCCCUUUGGAGGACAUCUCUUUUGCCUUAAAUCCACUAUACAUAAAUAUAAUCAUGGAUACUCUUCUUCAGCUCAAAAACAACCAGUUCUUGUUGGGGUUGUGUCGUAAUGGGCCCCCUCCUGAGCUGCAGUAUGAUAACUCCUCAGAGCUCUUCCGCAUCUCUACCUUUGCUCGUUUCCCAGCGUCAGGAAUCACAGAGCGAAGUCUGGCAAGGGCAGGUUGGUUCUAUACUGGCGUGGGCGACCGUGUGCAGUGUUUCAGGUGUAACGUGACGGUAGAGGGCUGGCAGCCCGGAGACUGUCCGACAGAGAAGCACAGACAGCUCUCUCCAUCCUGCUCUUUCAUCCAGAGCCUCCCAUCUACAGCCAACCUGCUUUCCUCCUCUCACUCUGCCUUCUCCCCUCUCCGUGUUGCCCCAGCCAUGCCACUUUCUGGUCCAGGCCAAGCUGAAGAACCAGCUGGCUACCUGAACAUGGGCUUCUCUGCUCCGCCGCCCUCCAGUCCACUGAGCUCUCGCGGUGUAGAGGACAUGUCCCACCAGAGACCAACAUGCCACAACCCCAGCAUGCGCAGAGAACAGGACCGCCUGGACUCCUUUCACUCCUGGACACUCUCCAUUAUCACCCCUGCCGAGCUCGCCAAAGCAGGCUUCUACUAUUUGGGCCAGGGCGACCGAGUGGCCUGCUUCAGCUGCGGAGGACAUUUAAGUAACUGGGAGCCAGGUGACAGAGCUGUGUCUGAGCACCAGAGACAUUAUCCAAAUUGUCGUUUUGUCCGGGGGGACAGAGCUGACAACGUGGCGCUGCCUGGAGCUGUAUCUGGAGCGCUAACAUCACAGCUGUCAGCGGGAGCUUCAGUCCUCAGUAAUGUCUCCAACCCUGCCAUGCAGCAGAGCGAAGAGAGGCUGCUCACCUUUGUCAAUUGGCCAUCUCGUAUGCCUGUCCGACCUGACCAGCUGGCUAAAGCUGGCUUCUACUACGUAGGUCGUAAUGAUGACGUCAAGUGUUUCUGCUGUGAUGGAGGCCUGCGGUGCUGGGAGUCUGGAGAUGAUCCAUGGGUUGAACAUGCUAAAUGGUUUCCUCGGUGUGAAUAUUUGCUGCUGCAGAAGGGACAAGAGUUUGUUCAACAGAUCCAGGCUCGUUUUCCUCGACUAUUUGAACAGCUUUUAACAAAUGCAGACAGUAGCUCCAGAGAGUUUGUGGAUCCACCUGUGGUUCACAUUGGGCCUGGAGAGGAGCGGUCUGAAGAUGCCAUCAUGAUGAACACCCCUGUGAUUAAGUCUGCUUUGGAGAUGGGUUUUGAACGGAGUCUAGUCAAGCAAACAGUCCAGAGCAAGAUCCUGACCAGUGGAGAGAACUACAGAACAGUCCAGGAGCUGGUUUCAGACCUGCUGAGUGCUGAGGACCAGAAGAGGGAAGAGGAGCGAGAGAUGUUGGCAGAGGCCAUGGCAUCAGAUGGUUUCACCUUUGUCAAGAAACACCAGGCAGCGUUGAUCCAGCGCCUGAAGAGUGUCGAGCCGGUGCUGGAGCAUUUAAGAGAACAAAAUGUGUUAUCUGCUGAGGAGUACAGCGGACUUCAGGCUCAGACAUCAGCACAGCAGCAAACUGCCAGGCUGAUAGAGCUCGUCCUUACAAAAGGAAACGCUGCAGCCGAGGUGUUUCGCAACUGGAUCCAGAAAAAUGAUGUCCACUUGCUCAGAGAUCUCAUGGCCCAGUCAAACGAAGCUGCAUCACCAAGCCAAGAUCUUUCAGAUCUCCCCAUGGAGGAGCAGCUGCGGCGCCUGCAGGAGGAGCGUACCUGCAAGGUGUGUAUGGAUAAAGAGGUCAACAUCGUCUUCAUCCCAUGUGGACACCUGGUGGUGUGUAAAGAAUGUGCACCGUCACUGCGAAAGUGUCCAAUCUGCAGAGGCCUGGUUAAAGGCACGGUUCGAACUUUCCUCUCAUAACCGUGAUGGUUCAUUCUCUCAUAGUCUGUCUCUCGUUGAUGUGAUUGAAUUUAAGCAUUAUAAACUUUUUUCCCAGCAAAUACAUGACUUGCUUGUCUAUGUAGAUACAUCGUAAGAGACAAGUUAAGAUGCUACCACAUUCCUACAUAAACAGUUAAAGCUCACAGACAUCACCUUAUCUAACAAUGGGGGUUUUCCAUCAUAGGAAUCUAUCAAAACAUGUUGUGUAACACUCAUCUCGGGUUCUGUCUUUUGUUUCCACUGUCCUCAACCUGCUUUGAAGGUGCAUUCUGGGAGCAACAUUUCAGCACACCUCAGGAGGUAGUACUAAAAUCAAAUUCCAGAGGAGACGUAGUGGGUGUGCGCAGAGCUGUCAUCUGUGGUUGGUUAAAUAUCUUCACACCACAAUUAUUAGCAUUGCAAGCACAGAGUCUAAACACACACACUGGUUUAGAGUGUUCUGCUUGUUCAACAACUGUUUGAUUAACUGCUAUCUGCAUUUACCUCUAAACCAGUUCUUGGGUUUAUCCACAGAGUCUGUAAUACUAACAGCUCAUUGAGGUGCAAAGACCCUGACAUUUAACCAAUCACCGCUGACACCUCUUCGAGCACCCGCUGCCUCCCCCCUCCUGUUUCUAGAACUUGCUUUUAGUACUACCUUCUGAGAGGUGCACAUUUUUAGCUCCUGGAACGUACCUCCAAAGCAGGCAAAUGGCAGUGGAAACAAACAGGACCUGGGCCAGGCGUUACAUAGCUUGACAUGUUUCAGUAGGUUUGUAUAAUGGAAAAACGGUCUCAGUUGUAAUGUUCAGUAUUAGGGUUUCAGUUUAAUACUUGAGUUCGUCUCUGCUAUUACAACACAUCUAACAUUCAUUAUUAGGCCUGGGUAACAUGUUUGAAAUCACUAUUAUAAUAUUAAUGGGUAUUUUCUCGUUACUGGUAAAAAUCACAAUACGGGAAAUGUAUGAAAAAAUCUCAACCAUUGUUCAAUGCAAUCAGUUCCACUGUUACCCUUACAGUUUAACCUAACGCUAAAUUCAUUUUAAAAGCUUAGACUGAACUAACUUUUUACUGUAUAACCUGCAUCUCCAGUGUAAACACAGCAACUGUAUUAAUAAGACUUUACAUGUUUUAGUCCUUUUCUCAGUCUGGUCAGUAACAUCCAGCGACGCUUAUCAUGCAAACUGGCGACACUGUCAGCUGUCAGGUACAGUGGCUCUGCAAGCUCAAUGCACAGCAGUUAGAGUAAAAGUACUACAAAUAUCAGAAACAAUGCAAAUCUUUCCAGUGAAUUACAUGACUUUGUUAUUGCUGAUAUUUUGUUUUACAUUACUACAGUGGAAGCUGAAAAAAAACUUAGAAGGCAUCUGGAUGUAGUUUUAGGU